UUGAAAUUGUCACUGACAUUUCAUAGUGAAAAUUCAUGAAAGUCACAGUGAAUAUUCACCGAGUGAAAAUUCAUGAAAUUUCACGAUUAAAUCCGACCAUUCCCGAAGAUUCACGAUGUGAUAUUCACCACCGAAAUUCACCAUCACCUCUUUCGCGCGGUGCGUCCAUUUUAGUAUUUCUCGCGCUUCAGUGUGUGAAAUUGUGAUUCCAUUGCAUUCGAUAUAAUGAAGCCCCGUGGAAGAGUUUGGGGUCACUUUACAUCUGAAGGGGGCACCAAGAAGCAGAAGUGUUCUUUCUGCGACUGGUGUAUCACCGGAAAUGCCUUUCGCAUGAAAGAACACUUGCUGCUGAGGUGCCCCAACGUACCUCCAGAGGUGAAACAAGCUUUUGAUGAAGGUAAGAAAACCUACAAAUACUUUCCAAGACGGUAAGAAAAUCUGCAAUAAUCUAAAUAUUUUUAUUGUUUCCAUUACAGAUACAAAAGCGUCACCGAAAUCUGGAGGUACAAGCAAAAAAUCCCCGGCGGAAAAGCAGCAGGCGUCGGCAAGGGUGGCUAUUUCCGGGGUACAAAAGGUGAGUGUUUUUUUUUAACUUCCUACUUCACUGGCAAGACGGGCAAAAGGUGAAAUUUAUCCAUCAGAUGUUUCCGGAACUCCGUAAACAUCCCAUUUUAUCGUAUUUGCCCGUUUUAUCAGUCAUUUCACGACGAUGAGCUAUCUGGAGAAUACUCUCAGUGCGCUUGAGUCGCUUGAGGGCUAAUGUGAGUGACAAUAGUUCCAAUUUCUGUAUGUUAGCUCCAAACGCUCCAAACAUAAAAUUUCUCCAAAGAAAUCCCUCCACAUAACCUCAUUUUUAGGUUUUAUUUAGCAGAGGAAAUAUAGAAGUAGAAGCUGUAGAAUUGAGCAGAAGAUUUGGUACAUGAACCAUCUUCCUGACAAUCACAUCCUAAUAGCAGGUAUCCUCUGUACAAUGUGCAUACAAUUACGUCUCAGCUAGUCUCAGUCUUGAGUAGGAAAUAGGAAAUCUCAAGAGGUUCAGGAAGGUAAAAAAUCAUUCGAAUCAGCAUUUAUGAGAACAUGGGGUUUCAACAAUGGGGAGCAACAACGACACACGUAAAGUGUUUGGUAGUUUGUCAUCAUGAAAGAAUAAAAUUUCUAUUUAUAGUUGAGAUUUUCCACCUGAUAGCGAAAUACAGCCCGGCUGAUGGAAUCCCUUUCCUUUCCCUGUUCGCGGGAAAUUUAGAUUUCCCGCCUCUCGCUCCAAGCAGCUUUUUACUGGUGGUAGUUUUGUUGCCCGCCGUGUGGGGGAUUGCCUGACAGAAGACACUAUCAGUCAGUCGCAAUAACAUGGCCUGGAAGUGUUCGGAUGGGGGCACAGAGCUGGGUCUCUGCCGGGCGAUAAGCUUUGGCCUCCCUGAGGAAUCUUUCAGAGUAGAAACCCGACAACAUAGUAGAUAUCAUUAGCCAUUUAGAUGACGAAUUUGCCAGAGCUGUAUAUGCUACAGCAUCUCCAUUUAUGCUAUCGGAAAACCAAUAUUUUAAAAAGUUCAUCCAGACAUUGAGGCCUGAAUACACACCACCAUCAAGGAAGCAAUUGUCGGGGACAUUGUUAGUCAAGGAGUAUAAAAGGAUUGAACAAAAUAUUAAUGAAAUAAUCACCAAAGCCUCUGUUUUGUCCAUCAUGUGCGACGGUUGGACAAAUGUGCGAAAUAAUGGAAUCAUCAAUAUAAUAAUUAUGACCCCAAAGCCAGUGUUUAUCACUUCCAUUGACACAACCACCAAUCCGCAUUCGGGCGAAUAUCUCGCGAAAAUAUUACUCGCUACAAUGGAGAAAUAUGGGACAGAAAAGUUUCAGGCAUUGGUAACCGACAAUGCGGCAGCGAACAAAAAAGCAUGGGCAAUACUUGAGGAAAAAGUACCAAACUUGCAAUGCUAUGGUUGCUUCGCCCAUUCGCUGAACUUAAUUUUGGGAGAUGUUCUCGAAUGUGCAAGAAUAAAAAAAAUUAUCCAAGAUGGAAAAGCAAUCGUCAAUGGUAUCAAUCUAAAACAAGUUUUAAAAGCUGAACUUAAUAAACGCAGUUCAGUCACUUUGAAACUACCGGUGAAAACCAGGUGGCUGAGCAUGGAGCAAUUUCUCAGCAGUUUGUUGGCAAACAAAAUUACCCUAAGAGAAAUGGCAAUACAAGAUAAGCUGAACCAAGCUCUUCAGAGUAUUGUUCUGGGCUCAGACUUCUGGGAUAAAAUUACUGAGCUGAAAAGCAUUAUCUGCAUUGUCACCACGCGUAUCCUUCAAUUUGAAGGAGACCGUGGCGACAUAAGUGAAUGCUACCCAUCAUUUAGAGAGAUGCUACGUGAACUGGAGAUGAUGGGCGAAUUGUCGUUUUUGGACGGAGAGAAAAACUACAUGAUGGAAGUGAUCGAAAAGCGAAAGAAGGUUGCGAUUAAGGCUAUUCACAAAGCCAGUUAUUUACUUAAUCCUAAAUAUUUAGGAAAAACCCUCUCCACUUCUGAUCGUUUCGAGGCCAUAAAUUUUAUGGCUUCACUUAGUACGAGUUGCAGUGAGGAGGAAAUAUUAAACGAUAUUUCAAAUUACGCGACGAAAAGCGGAGAGUACAAUGUUCCAAUAGUUUGGAAAUACAUUGAGACGAACAAGCAAAGCCCACUUCAAUGGUGGAUGGCUUUUUAUCCCGAAGCACCUUUAUGCCAAAUAGCUCAAAGGAUAUUACAAGUCCCACCAACGUCAUGCGUGUGCGAGAGAUCUUUUUCUCAGCAAAAAAAUGUGCACACAGUCAAGAGGAAUCGACUGGGCAGCGACACCGUUGACAAACUUAUGUUUGUUAAAAUGAAUUUGGCACUCACCGAGAAGAAAAUACAAAGUUCGCCGAGUACCUCACAAGCCUCACAAUCACAAGCCUCACAAUCACAAGCCUCACAAUCACAAGCCUCACAAUCACAAGCCUCACAAGAGGAGGACGAAUCAGAUUCAUUGGAAUCUGAUACUGAAACAGUAUCUGAUGUGGUAAUGAGCUUAGAUGAUGCAGUUAAUGAAUGUUAUGAUGAUUGCAUCGAAUAUGUAGAGGAAUCGGAAUAAGGACAAGAAAGAAAAUAGAUACACAAAAUCUGCGAGAAAAACUUAAUGUAUAUAGUGUAAGGUGGGAUGGGAAUAGAUCGUUUUCCGAAGAGUGCUGGUGCAAUAUUGAAAUGAGUGGAUUACAGUCAAGUGUGCUAAUCCGAGCACUCACCUAUUUAAUGGAUAAAAAAAAUAUUUUUAUCUUUUUCUCAAACUUGAAUAGUUAUAUUAUGUUACUAAUACUGAAAUAAAAUAAAUUCAGCUAACUC
Phlebotomus papatasi is the source of this 3339-nucleotide messenger RNA. RefSeq lists its product as uncharacterized. The record is from RefSeq and is a predicted model, not a curated record. Bases 1517 to 3091 code for a protein of 524 amino acids. The transcript is spliced from 4 exons. NCBI's taxonomy places the organism in Eukaryota, Metazoa, Arthropoda, Insecta, Diptera, Psychodidae. Gene Ontology annotation, molecular function: protein dimerization activity.